This is a messenger RNA of Leptosomus discolor (cuckoo roller), 489 nucleotides long. The record is from RefSeq and is a predicted model, not a curated record. Lineage: Eukaryota; Metazoa; Chordata; Aves; Leptosomiformes; Leptosomidae.
AUGAAUAAAACUCACCCCCAGAGAAAUGGUGAUGUAGCUACUUUUGAUUCAACAAAGUCCUUCUCCGAAGAAAGAGUGAAUCGCUUCUGUGCAGCCUCCAAUAACCGGACAGGCUUCUUGUGCGAUGACAGAGUGACCUGUGUCCCAGCCAGCCAGGUCUGUGACAGAGUCAGCAACUGCAGGAAUGGAGAGGAUGAGCAGGAGAAACUCUGUGGUGACUUGCCCAGCAGCCUUCCAGGAUACCUGAUUUUCCGUUGCAGUAACCCCACGUACUGGGUCUAUGCCGAUCAGAGGUGUAACGGGAUGAACGACUGUGGAGACUGCUCUGAUGAGAUGGGAAGCUUGGCUGCCUGCCUGCCAUGCGGGUCGGAGUGGUGGAGCUGCAGCCCUGUGCUCUACGAGUUCUGCUCCUGUGUCCCCAGGAGGCUGUGCCGGGACGGCGUCCAGCACUGCCUCAGCUGGUCCGAUGAGUAUAUCUGCAGACCAUGA